CAAUACUUGAAAGGCGGCCGCCUCUCCCCCUUCUCUGUGCAGAGUUGUCCUGCGUUAGCUGCUCCUUUUGAACAAUGGUUGACUUUGGAGUGGUUUACGUUUACGUUUCUAAGAGACUUGCACAACUUACGAGUCACCUAGCCUGGCAUAGCAGCCCGCCGUGGGCUCCGUUAACCUCCUGUGUUUGCUGUCUGUUUGGAACUACAGUGAUGGGGGAAGGAGGUUGGCGAACAGCUGAAUUUGGCUUGAUAUACUGGCCUUUUCUGUAACAUAAAUCCUAUUUAAAAGCACAAACUCACUGAAAAAUGAAUGUGCAUGACAGGCACAUGUUGAUUUUACGUUUUUCCAGAACACUUUGGCCUAUAUUUAUGAAGUUGUAUGGGUUUCCAGAUGUUAUCAAGUUUUGCUCAAUUAUGCUAGAUUGGGACUGAGGGAUUAUUCAGGGGAUUUUAGUGAUAUGUGAAAGUGUCACUUUUGCUUUUUGGCAGUAGGGGUUUUUUUUAACCGGUAAAACUAAACUAUGUUAUUGGCAGAAACUCAGAUUUGAACUAUGCAUUACAGCAGCAGACCAGUUUGUUUAAACGUGGCCUGCCCCAGUUGCAGGCCAAUGUGAUUUUUGGUAAAGAGCAAAGUGAGUGUUUGGGUGUGGGGAACUUCUGUCACAUGUCAUUUGAGCCUGACUGCAUAGUUUUCUUAAUGGAACUCACAGUGGAAGCUUUGCUGAAGGAGUAAUUGUAAUUGACAAUGCUCCAGGAUCUGUACUUUAGGUGCAAGUUAGAAUAGAGACCAUGAACUAAGCAGAAGGCAUUGUAUAGCUCACUAUACUUAACUGAAAAUUAAAUUGAGUCAUUCUUGCUAACCAGUGAGUUGUGACUAAGAAUUAAUUGUGGUGCCUGGCUCAGCCCCCCCUCCCCCCCCCGCGCAUGCUGCUCUGCUCUGCCCCACCAAACAACUGCAGGCAUCAGGAUCUCUCCUCCCUCCCUCCCCCCAUAUGCACUGGUGGUUCCCAGAUCUCCUGGGCUGAUGCAUUGCUUUCUUUUCAUGCAUGUCUCCCCCUCGGUCAUUCUCUGUGUUGUUCACAGUUUUCCUCCAAGCAGCAUAGUCUUCCUUCGCCUUCCACGGGACAGUGAAAAACACAGUAACUGGGCUGUCAAUAGAAAUGAAAACAGAUGAGAAACCUGCUCAGAAAAUAACUUCUUACUUAACUUGAGAGAUGGUACGUGAUAACUCUGAAGUCUGUUUUUCACGUGGACAUAGAGGCUGACGAGAAGAUGUUUGAUCGGAAUAAACAAGGAGAUGAAGCCUCUGCUGUUUCAGCACAAGGUGUAGAAAGAAAAGGUAAUGAAGGCUCCUUAAGGCAAGAGAGCAGUAGCAGCUUAAGCAUACAAGGUCCAGAGCUGGCUGGGCCUGGAGUAUCAGCCGUGCAGAACAGGCAAGGCUAUUGCAACUGUUGCCAUGUACACUACAGUAAUCUUGAACAGCAUGUGUUCAGUUCGCAGCAUAGACACUUUGCCACUUACUGUAGGAAUCGUAUGGAUACAACUAGCCUGAUGGAGCGUUUCCUGCAAGAUGUUCUGCAGCAUCAUCCCUACAGAUACCACGAUAACAGACCAACUUAUGAUGAUGUGCCAUUCAUCCCUGUGAGCAAGGAGGGAGCUGGGGAGUCUCCUCUUUCAGUGGAAGUGUUGGAGAAAGAGAGCGCUACAAGCAGUGGGGAAGAACCAAGCAUUGACAGCGGAUUUACUGCUGAGUCUGGCUGUCCUGCUUCCCAGAGAUCACAGGAGGAACUGAAGGAGACGUAUUUGCCACUAACACCUACCCAAAACCUAGAAAAAGAACAAGAACACAAUCUAGGAACUUCACAGCAAACUAUGGGCAUCUCCCAUUGUACAAAAAACGUGAUUCAGGCUGAAGGGGCUAUGAUUAAUGAUAGUAGCCAUGAAGACCCAUUUAGUGCUGUAAACCUUUCACUCCAUCCAUUACCUGUUAGCCACUCACCAUCCACCCCUCAUGUCCUUGCAAAAAACAAUAGAUAUUCAGUAGUACCAGAUUUGGUUUCAAAUAAGUGUGAACAAAGCAAGCAGGGUAUAUGCCAUCAAGCUGGAUUACUGAAUCCAAAUUUGAGUUCCUUUUUGCAGCCAGCCCAGUCAGUAACUGUUUCACUUUCACACGAGAGUCCUGUCGGUAGUCAAGGUAACUCUUUAAUCUCAGGUCAGCUUCUUUUCAAACAAGAUGGCUUACAACCUCAGGAGGAAACUCAGCUAUUCGACACCUGUCUCAGGGACACUAGCAACCCUGUGGGUAGCAGCAGCUCCCUCACUUUUAGAGCAGCUUCCCAGUUAGCAGGGGGGAAAGAAAGUAAGUUGGGUAGAAGUGUUGAAACUUCCGUAGAUGAAAUAAUUGAAGACAUCAUUCUGAAAUAUUGCUAUGGAACUCUCCCCAAAGAGUUGCCUUGCAAAGCUGAAGAGACGAAUUCUUGUGUAAAUAUCCUGUCACUUCUGGACCACAGUAGUCUGCAUGGCUCAGACAUUAGUUUUGAUUGUGAUGCAGCGGUUCCGUCAGGGACAGUCUUGCCCCAGGCAACGGUUAAAAAUCUAGAACUUCUUAAAAAGGUCCAGGUAAAUCUACGAGAUGAGAACUACGGCAGCCAGCUUAGUUCCAUUCUUAAAAACAGCUCAGUGCAGCAAGCCGUAGAAGGGGGAAAGGAUGGGCCAGUUCAUAAUAAGGAGCCAGUUCUUCCCGCUCUGCCCCACGUGCCUCCUUCCUUUGUAGGAAAGACAUGGUCCCAGAUCAUGUAUGAAGACGAUAUGAAAAUAGAAGCCCUUGUGCGGGAUUUCAGGGAAGGCCGCUUCCGCUGCCACUUUGAUACAGAGUCUUUGGCGAAUUGCGCAAGGAGGAGAAAGAAAAGGCAGAAAGAUGAAGUGGGCAGCAGUGCAAUUGUAGAGAACAACACCGAGACUGUACCAGCUCCAGGGCUGCCAGGAUUUACUGAUAUAUUAAGUGGUGGCUCUGACUUCAGCAACUUGUCUGUCACCUCAGAAACACAACACAUUCAAGAAUCAACAAAGAGGCCUAAAAAAAGGACUUGGCGCCUGGCUUCGAGAUGCCAAGUAGUCAAGGUUAGCCAUGGAACCCAAACCAGCGUAGUGCACUAUCCAGUUGUGAAACAAAAAAUCAUUAGAAAAGACCAUGAGCCACUCGACCAGCAACCUAACUUCCUUUGGUCAGACAAUGAGAAGACUCCAAACAUGAAAACAAGACUAUGUGCCCUCAAACUUCCUGAAUCUUAUACCAAAAUUAUGAGCCCUUUGCAGCCCCAAACAAUGGUCUAUGUUCUCUCUUGUCCAGAGAGGAAACAGUUUAGGAGCAAAGCUGCAGACAUUCCCAAAAUGAGGAGAAGUCACAACUCCACAGAGAGUAAGGAUUCUGUACGGUACAGAUACAAACAGUGUUCUAUUAAGUAUUAUGACCCAUUGACUAAUCGAGUUUUAAAAACACCUCCCAAAAGCAGAGUGGGGGGAAAGACAAAGAAGCCUCCACAUGUCCGGCAGCUAUUCAGGAGUCUCAGCCUUGAUGCAAACAGGAAGAAACAAACUGAUGGACAGUAUGAAUGCGUGCCACCAAAGCCCUUCAAUUCACCAGAAUUCCACAGUUCAUCAGCAUCUUUCAUGCCAGAUCCAGUUAAAGAGAAUGAUAUGAAUUCAAGUCAUAAAACAGAUGCAUCUUCUAUUUCCACAGAAAGAUCAGAAUGCCUGGUAUGUAGCAAUUCAGAGAAGUCCUGUAAACACUUGGUUCUUUCACCACUGAACUCUCGCCAGUCACAGCAGAAAAGUGACUUUGGAUUAACUCCAUUUAACAGAAAGGAAGUCCAACCUCCGUUGAAGUCACUUGAGGCAGACUGUUUGGAAAAAGGCAAUUCAAAGGGGAUGUGGCAGAGGGGAAAAGGCAGUAAUCAAGAGCCAGGUUUUUCCAAAAAAGCUUCAGGAGCAGCUUUUGUAAGGCACAGCCUUGUUAGGAAAAGCCGUAGGAAACAACCAUCCAGGACAACAGCCCAGCAAAAGGUCGGGAGGAGGAGGAGAAAAAUGUCUUGUGCCCUGAAAUCCUCUGCCAUGUCUGCUUCCAGGCACCAAACAAAGAAAGCUACUGUAAGAAAGCACCUUAAGAAAGAAAAAUCUGAUAAAAUAUUAAAGAUAACGAGGAAGCCAAAAAGGACUUUUCUGAACACGACAGCUCUCAUGGGCAUCCCUGAAAAGAGGCAAAGGGGCACUGCGAGGGCCUCUUCCAAUGUCAAGAAAUGGGAGAUGAAUGGAGACAAGAGUCUCCUUUGCACUGUGAAAUGAAUGUUGCCCAGACCAUAUGCUCUUGGAUUCUGUCUUGCCUAAGAGGCUGCCAAGAACAGGCUGAAUGAAGAAGAAUGUUCAGAGGGGUUUUUUUUUGUUUGUUUUUUAAUGUACCAGAUUUGCAAUGGAAUAAGCUCCAGGUCUAACAAUAAGCCCUUAUACCUACAAACUGUUCAUGCUGUUAUUAUGUGGGCACACUGUACAUUGCACUGUUCUAUUAUGUACACGUUAUGUGUAUUUUGUUUGUUGAAAGCACUAAAGGCCCUGUUCUAGGCUUCCACACGUCACGGCAUAAAAAUAUUGAACUUGAACUGGAUAUUAGUCUACUCUACUAAAAUGUAGUGUAUUACAUUGCAAAAGUUGAUACAUUUGCCCUAUACAUAAGACUGUUUUCUUGCCCAUCAAACAAACAAAUCCUCCCCACAGUGGCUUGUAUCCAAAGAUUUUGCUAUCCAAGCAGAGACCAUUUCUGCUCUUGUGGAAAAGGGAGACCACCAAUUGCUCUCCCCUUGUUUGCACCCCUCCUCACCUUCUAGUGGAAGGUCCUUGUUCCUCUGCAGCCCGUUUUGGUGGGUCUGCAAAUGGGAAAGGUGAAAUCAGGGGAGGGGUGCAUACCACCCCUCGGUGUUUGCAGAAGUGCUUUCAACUUGCACUGCAGGAAAUUUAGGUUCAAGUCAAUAACUGUUAGUUAGAAAUUAAAGGAAAUGAAUACAAUUCAAACAAAGUGCUAUUUGUAGACAGAAAUAUAAGCCUAGUACAAAGUUUGCAAGAUUAUUCCUGCUCUUCUUCCCAUCCCCAUCAUGUCAAAUUUAUCUCUGUCGAUGUAAACAAGAGCACCAGGGACGAUCACGGUAGAAAAUAGGCUGAAAAGAGGACUGUCUUUUUGUAACCCUUCAUGCUCUUUGCAUCAAAAAUGGAUCUAUAGGCACUUGGACCACACAAAACUCAGAAUGCUGCACCUAAGCAAUAUUUCUAACCUUUGAUUCUCAUUGAAAUUAAACAUGCAUAGGCAUUUUGAAAGGAUGAAUGCUAGUUAUAUCUGGUUUCCCCAGCAGCUCAGAGUAUAGUUGUGAAAGUAAUUGAAAAUAAUUCCAACAAGCAAAUUAAAACUAUUCAGGAUAAACAGUUCUGAAAGACAUUACUCCACAUUUAAGUCAAAAUAGAUAGACAAAUCUUGGUUCAAGAAAUAACAUUGUAGAGGUUUUUUGAAGUUGUAAAUCAGUGAUUGGCACUGUUCUUAAUUGGUUCAAAUGUAGCAUCUCUAUUGAUUUACUAGCAGACAUCAACGAUUACAGAAAUACCUAAAUGUUUUAUAAACAAAUAUCCAUUAUAAUUUACAUGGAAUUCAAAUGGAUUUGUAAAACAAUGGCUGAUUUUCUAACUAAGGGAGUGUUACCACUGUGGGAAGAUAUGAAGCAGUGUGGAGAGGUUUCAGAGUGCCGGAGGGUGUGUGUGUGUGGGGGGAUUCCCCUCAUUUCUGUUUCCUUCAGAAAUGCCCUGAAGGCUGUUUUUCAGGUAGUGUGGGGCAUUUCUGGGAGAAGCAGAGAUCAGAGAAAAUUACCUGCCCCCCAGCACUGCACAGCUAAGAGAGCACUCUGCAGCACUGGCACGAUUUUCCAGUGCAAUGCUUUCUCCUUAGUUAGGAAGCUGACCAGUGUCUCUUUUCUGGGGGAAAACCUUUUACCCAUGGGAAUGAAUGUUUAUACUGUGUUCUACAUCACUUGUUAUUAGGACAUUGUUUUCAUGUGAACUGCAGUAGCCGGUUAAUAUUAGUGCCUCCCAUCAUUUGAUACUAUAAUACAAAAGUGAUUUGUAGAACAGAAGUUCUUAAACUGAUAAUUUUUAUAACAAAGCUACUUUAUAAAUAAAGGUUUUAAUGCAAAGCAGUCUUUUUAAAAAGCAAGUUUACAUUUCAAAGCAAAAUUUUAUGAUCGGUUAGCACUGACAGAUUUUGAGUUAGCCUAUUGUUAUGAAUAAAAGAGUGUCCUUCCUACUUAAUGUGCUGGUUCAAAUUUUUUUUUAAAAACACACAAUCCUGUAUAAGUGCAAGUAUAAUUUGCUCUGUUCAUAAAAGUUAAUGAACAUUUGGAUUGAGUGUAUUUGUACAUGUGUCUGGCAGGCACUCAAGAGUUGUGCUGUUUUCAAGUGCUCCCAUUUUUCUUCACAACUCAAGAUGCAUAGGGUACAUACUGUUUUUAGUACAUACUAAAAAUUUAAAACUCUUAAACUUGUUUGCAUAUCUGCAUGAAAGUCUUUUUUUUGUAAAUAGGGUCUUCAAGAAUUAUUUUUUAAAAAAAGAAAAUGGCUAUAUUUAAGAAAAAUUUAAUAAUUAUAUUUUUUCUUUUAAAACAAUUAUGAUAUCUUAUUUUUUGUAAAGUAAAGGGCUUAGAAUGGAAAUCGGGGAAAACUGUUUCUGAAAGUAUAAAAAAUAAAUAAAUCUACAGUUUGUUGUUACUUCUGUAUAUGCCUUUCCCAUGACUGUUAAAAUAUGUUUUCUGUAUAUACUUUGAUCAAAAGAAAGUUAAGGAGACUGUGACAUUUUGGUUAUUUGUGUAUUUUAUCAAGUGGAUUAAUGUGCAUGUUUUAACUUAUUAAUACCCAGCCGAAGCCUAUGGAUAAGGGUAAACUAAAAAUAUGAAUAAAUCGGCCAGAAUCCAAAUGAUGCUGUGUGGACACCCAUGCACUUUCAUAUGCCACUGAGGGGCAUACCUAUUUCCUAUUCUGACUAGGACUGAGUGACACGUUCAUUUCUAUUUCCAACUAGUUGCCAAGUUUCAAGUGUUGAACUGCCUCCUCAGAGUCAACAUGGGGAAGAAGUAAGCUUUCUGGUUGAGGGCUUAAGAGAGUGGAGGCCAUUUUCUUCUUGGCUUGAGGGUCUUUGCUGUUGACUCUGCCCCCACCAGGCUGCAGAUUAGAGGAAGCGGACAUAGCCAAGCUCUUCUCUCAGUUGGCCAGGUGUCAUAGUCUGCCCCCGCCAGGGCGCUUUCCAGAUUAGACUCGGCAACAGGGUCACAUCAUAUCUCGGAAGUGUGUUUCCACACUUCCUGCGUUGUGACACCACAGUCCCUAUGUGGACAUCAGGGUGCUGUUCAUAUUUGCAAUGCCUUGUUUCAAAAUUAAUUGCUGCAAUGUAGAGCUUGGACGUCAUAUAUCCAGCAUUAAAAAUUUGCUGUUUUUUCAGGUUGUUAGUUACCGUGAGACUGCUCCCCCUGCUGUCUACGUAUUGGAUGGGCCUUGCCUGAAUGGAGGCAUUUUGCUGCUAGUCUGGAAAGUGCCCAGGCUCUUCUCCUUGACCUGCCAGGCACCACACCUUUGCACCCAGACUCUGCCCUUUUGUGUCUUGGAGUCUGGAUCUCAGAAGACCAGGUAGCAACCGCACUAGAGGCAGUUCUGAAGAAUCCUCCAAGUGUUGGGAACAGUAUUCAGGGGAAGUUGGGUGCUGAAGAAUGAAAAGUUCAGUGUGCAUGCAAAAUAUGCUGAGGAGUUCUGUGUGCAUGCAGAAAUUCCACAUAUUGUACAACUCUCUAUAUCCUGGCCAUAAAUGUUAAAGGGAUAAUUUUUAGAAUUAUUCUAAAAACAGAAUAGAAUUGCCAAAGAAAUAUUUGUAUAAUAUUUUAUAGAACCUGGAUGAUAAUAAUGCUUUACAUGUCAUAAUUAAGGUUUUGCCUGAGAAACCAAUGUAUCGCAUCCUGAAAUCCUACCAUGAGCUCCAAGGCCUCACUGAAAAUGGCUGCUAGACUGUGCUAUCUUUACAACAGUAAAGUUGUGCAUAGUGGUUGGAGUGUUGGACUAGGACUGAGAAGACCCGAGUUUGAAUCCCCAUUCAACCAUGAAACUCACUGGGUGACUCUGGGCCAGUCAUGUAUCUCUCAGCUUGACCUACCUCACAGGGUUGUUGUGAGGAUAAAAAUAAGCAUGAGCUCCUUGGAGGCAGAACAGGAUAUGAAUGUAAAAACAAAAAAAAAGUACUCCCAUUCUGCACCUUGUUUUGCUGGGGAAAGCAUGUGGCAUACUUGUACUUAAAUCUUGAAGAGACCCUUGAAAGUUUCAGUACAUUUGCCACUCAGAUGAGUUUGCAAGCAAAAUAAAACUGCAGGAAUAAUAGAAAUAUUUCAAUUUCCAAAACAGGCUAACACCAGAUUAGUGAAGUGCAAGGUCAAGGAGGCUCCGUGGGGAUAUGCUGGGACUCCUCAUGCAACUCCUCCGAUUCUCUGCCCUGCGCAUGUGCUGUUGUGCCUCAGGCCUAAUAUUUCUGAAUGCUGUCCAUGCUCUGGAAGUACUCUGCAAGAUCAGAAAGACUUUGCUGACCCUCAGCCAUGUGUUUCUGAACUUGCAGGGCACUUAUAGAGCACAAACGGCACUCUGGAGCUGUAGCAGCACAGCGGAGGAGGACUGGGAGUUGUGCAAGGGCUUGAAACACGUGCAUAUUUUAAUAAUAUUUAAAUGGAUUUUAAAUGAGUUUUAUGUUAAUAUUUUAACUGGUUUUAAUUUUUGUGUCAAUAUUUUGAAUGGUUUUACUUUUGAUUGUGAGCUGCCCGGAACCAUUUUUACAUGGGCAGUAUAUAAAAAAAUAAAUAAAUAAAUGCUGUUAGAAUGUCAGCCAGUGGAUGGUAGAUCCAGAGAGGCACAAUUCAGCCUGUACAGAAUAGCAUGAUUCUUACUAAUUACAAUCAGGGCUAGAUUGCAACAAAAGCUGAUUCGAACACUUUUCUCAAUACAAUAUAUAAUUGUCAAACAUCUCUGGUUCCCCCAUCCCCACAUUUUUUUUACAAAAUGUUUCACCAGUGUAAAAAUAGGGCUCCCUCCCUCCCAUCAGAUUUUAAUUUUCUUCUAUUCCUUCUUGAUUAUUAUUAUUUACUAUCACCAGUUCUUUUUUAUAAAAUGUCAAAGUAUCCACUAUUCUGCUGCUAGCUUACUUAAAGCCAUAGGUCAUAAAAGCUGCAGUCUGACGACACUCAGGGCUGGUUUAGCUUUUUGUGAACUUGGGCACAAAAGGUUUAAAGAUCAAAAUGCAUGAGUAGUUUUUCCCAUUGUUAUUGGUGUGUGUGUGUGUGUGUUUAAAAAGCUAGAUUUCCCUGUAGUAAAUAUGGAAGCAGGAGUUAAAGCUCCUGUCCACUGCUUUUGCAUUCUACUGCAGAGAGCCCCUCCACUUUUGUGCAAUCACAUCAUUCACAAUUACUGCAUGCACACGUACUCACUCAGAUAAAUUGCACCAAAGGUGUGGGUUUUUAAAAAAAAUUAUAGUGUGAACUGAAUACAAAUUAACUUAGGCUUAUGAGAAUGACAGCAAAAUGUGUUUUGGGAUGAGGAUGCCAGUUAAUGAAACUGGUCUCUAAUAGUUACUCACAUUUCAACAUGUGUGCCAUAAUGUUGAAUAAGGUAUUGUUCCAACUUGACAGAAAUUAUUAAACUUGGUUGUUGACUGCAGUCAAGUCAUAAGUACUCACUGUGCGGUGGAAAAGACAGCCUGAGUCUUAUGGUCAAAAUCUGGGAUCUGGCAAGUCUAAUAUGUUUAAUAUCUUCACUGUUUAAUAGUAAACAUGACUUGAAAGAGCAAGUUUUAUUUUUGUGUAUUUUCUCUUUCUGUCAUCUGUAUCUGAGUGACUCCUUGUUUGCAUAUUCUGCCAAACAUUUCCACUGAUUCAAUAAAUGGGACUAUCUGAAUAAUGAAUUUUCCAAACUGUAUCAUAAGCUUGUAAUUACUGAAAGCUAACUGAUAAAAAUAAGCUGGAUCCAAAAGAGGGAAAUAAAAGAAAGCGGAUUUAACCAAUAUGUAGCACAGGAAGAACUAUGCAUUGCAUGAACAAAAUUGGUUGUAAGUCAUGUCUCAAAAUCAUCCUUGCUUUCUAUUUAUAGGCAAGCAUUUGCAGAAUUUAAGGGUUUUUUCUCUUUUGCUUGUAAUGUUUUACACGUAUAAAUCUUAUUCCUUUAAAAAACACUGAAAGAAACUAAAUUUUCUUUUAAUACAAUAAAGGUUGGAUUUGGUAUUA
Hemicordylus capensis (graceful crag lizard) is the source of this 10330-nucleotide messenger RNA. RefSeq names its product zinc finger DBF-type containing 2 (gene ZDBF2). Gene Ontology annotation, molecular function: zinc ion binding; nucleic acid binding. The transcript is spliced from 7 exons. Gene Ontology annotation, biological process: epigenetic programming of gene expression; genomic imprinting. The coding region runs from base 1272 to 4340 and encodes 1022 amino acids. Lineage: Eukaryota; Metazoa; Chordata; Lepidosauria; Squamata; Cordylidae. The record is from RefSeq and is a predicted model, not a curated record.